Messenger RNA from Solea solea (common sole), 1041 nucleotides. RefSeq names its product centrosomal protein 44 (gene cep44). Lineage: Eukaryota; Metazoa; Chordata; Actinopteri; Pleuronectiformes; Soleidae. The transcript has 8 exons. Gene Ontology annotation, cellular component: centrosome; spindle pole. The record is from RefSeq and is a predicted model, not a curated record. The coding region runs from base 95 to 934 and encodes 279 amino acids.
UUAUGUCAGUCUUUCUAAGGGAGAUCCUUCGGCUUUUCUUCCCAUCGUGAGCUUCACCCUCACAUCGUUGUCUCCGCCUCUUACUGAGCAUCUAAUGGCGGCUGGAUUCGAGCUCACGGGCAAAACUGACCUCCGCUUCACAGACACACUUUAUAAGGUUCUGCGGGACAUCUUCCAGUAUAAGCCCAUAUUGACGAAACAGCAGUUCCUCCAGUUCGGUUUCUCUCAAAGGAAAAUCUCCAUCACCUGCGACGUCAUUAACUUGGUCAUGCAGAAACAUAACCGACUGAAGAAGGUGCCUGGAAAACCAUUUGUCGUGAAACACAAAGAAAGUUGUGCGACCUUUGCCACAGACUCUUGCCACACACUGACGUCUCCGUCUCUCAGUGACGACGACCUCUCCCCGCCCUCUCCUGAAAAUGGGGCGUCGUCAAAGUCGUCAGAAUGGCGAGACGAGCAGUUGUCUGAGGUGAAGGAGAGACUCUCGGCAGUUGAAGCUCAGCUGGAGGAUCUUCAAUCCGGACCGGAUCGACUCCGGAUCCUGGAGAAACGCCUGCAGGACCUGGAAGAGCAGAGACGGCGGCACACGGACGAGGACGAAGGAGGCGGCGACGUCGUCACCGUUUCCAGACAGAGCUGGGAAAAUCUGACGAGCAGAGUUCUCUUACUGGAGACUAAACUGGAAUUAAGCAGCACACGGGUAAACGCUGCACCGUCGUGUUCGUUGUGCGGCUGCGGCGCCGUCAGCUCCUCACCUCAGCCUUCAGCGGUGCCACAGAACCAAGAACCCGACUCGCCUCACUCGUCACCGUCGGACGACCUCAGGGAACGACUCGAGAGCAUCACCAACAUGUUGAAGAGCACGUCCAGUCUGUUGAAAAACACUGAAUCCUCCUCUUCCUCCUCCUCCUUCCUUCAAAUGAACGACGAAUGAUUUCCUGGACUUUCUGACAAAGUGAGAAACUUAAUUUAAUUUAAUCCAAGAGUAAAGAUCAACACAUUCUGCUUUUUUGUUCACAAUAAAAUGUUUUAGCCUCACAA